Messenger RNA from Schistosoma curassoni, 6429 nucleotides. The record is from the annotation of a GenBank genome assembly. Lineage: Eukaryota; Metazoa; Platyhelminthes; Trematoda; Strigeidida; Schistosomatidae.
ACAACUCAGUAAGUUGAUGCGAAUUCAGGGUAUUCAACAAUAAGUCACAAUCCCACGUAACAAACUCGGAGUCACUUUGAUGCAUUGAAUAGAUUUGAAUUCCAACUGUCGAGUUGUAAGCAAGAAAUUCAAGUUAUCUAUUUCUUUAUUGACAUCCAUGUCUUCUCACUAACUCUUGUACAAACAGUGCGAUUCAGAAAUUACCCAUCACACAUAUUUUAUUCUGAUUUAUCAUUAUAAUCUGAGCAGGUCUGUAAUUUAGAGGCUAGACCACUUUGGGUUGGAAAUCUUUUUUCUACAUCUGCGUUACUUCCUUUCGCCUUAUAAAAAUUUAUCUUACCAUAGUGAAUUAAAGAUAAAUGUUCCAGGUCUAGAUGGUUGUGUUCAUUCCUGAGAAUAUGUAACGACAUUAAUCUGUAGUCAAACUUAAAAUGUACAUCUCAAUGUUUUACAUGUUAAAAUAUACAGUCUGAUAACUUGAUAUGUAUUUACUUCCCUAGUCCUGGGUUUCUAUUUCAUCCAUUGAAGGCUAUACGUUAUAUUUUAUAUACAGCUUGUGUAUCUGCUCAGUGCAUGAAAGUUAAUAAGGCUGAUGGCUCAUGUGGAUAGUGUUGUUAUUUUCUUUUGGCACACAUGCCGAACUACAAUAUGUUUUCGGUGUGAAAUGAUGUGAUUCAGAAAUCCUGGCACUUGUGAAACGUUAAUCCGAUAAUACGAUAGAGUAGUGGACUAGGAUGCUUGCCAUUGAUCAUUCAUUCUAAUUCACACUGUUCCCGCUAUUCUCCAGGUACCUCGAGUUAGGAGCCGAAUUUUAAUUGGGGCUUGGUUACUUUUCACUUUAAUUUCCAGUUUCUAUUUCACCUACUUAUAGUGCCCUAUCUCAUUUUUUCUACAUAUAUAUUGUAUUACAUAAAAGUACACUGUUCUUCAUUAUGUUUACGAAGUUGAUUCGCUUAAUGUAAUUUGACAAGAAUUCUCACAAUAAGCAGCGUACAGUUUACCGUAGAACCUUACCUGGACGGUCAAAAUUACCCAUAGAAUUUUCACAAAUUCUUUUUCAUCAAGAUAUAUUACUGUAAUAAAAACGAUUUGAAUUAUGAUGUCUCUUUCUACCUUUGUCGAGUAUUCACCAUUAGACAAAUAGUCCUAGAGUAGGACAUAAUUUUCCAAGUCAUAUGCUGUUUUCAUACAUGCUACACUGUGUCUGGAACUUACGAAAUGUUAUGUAUUUAUGUAUAGUUGACGAGUUAUUCAGUCGACUUAACAAGUAAUAUUAUUAGUUAGUUGCUAAGAAACAGGGUGAACAUCUAACUGGUAUGCCUGGUGCUACUCAAGGUCCUGUACCAAUUAUACGUUUGUUCGGUAUAACUGAAAAGGGUCAUAGUGUAUGUGCGCAUGUGCAUGGUUUUCUACCAUAUUUCUAUGUACCAGCACCGAAAGAUUUUUCAACGGAUCAUUUGAAUGCUUUUCGUGAAGCCUUAAAUUCUAUGUUAUUAAAAGAGAAGUCAAAAGAGUUUGAAGGAUUGCAACACCUCGUGCUUAGAGUUACAUGUGAAGAGAAACGAAAUGUAUAUGGUUUUCAUGGAAAUCGUAGUCUACCAUUUCUUCGUAUUACUUUGGCAUUGCCACGUUUAAUUGCACCAGCUAAACGUAUAUUAGACAAUGGUUUAUCAUUUGCUGAUUAUUCAUUACAGUCAUAUCCUGCUUUUGAAGCGAAUAUUGAUUUUGAAAUACGUUUUAUGACUGAUACACAAAUGACUGGAUGUAGUUGGGUUGAAGCACCAGCACAGAAAUAUCACUUGAGAGAUUCUACAAAGAAAUCGGAUGAUGUGAAAAAAUCCAUAAAUCAAAAAUUAAAUUCUGUUAAUUCUUCAACGACCUAUACUACAAAUGGUUAUAGUAGUGUUGCAAAAAAUGGUGUUGAUGAUCACUCGACAUUGUUAACUAGUCAAACAAGAUGUCAAAUUGAGUUUGAUAUAGCAUGGGAUGCUUUGAUUGUUCAUUCACCUGAAGGUCAAUGGAGUAAUAUCGCACCAUUACGUGUACUGAGUUUUGAUAUUGAAUGUGCCAGUCGUAAAGGUGUAUUCCCUGUACCCGAUAAAGAUCCAGUUAUACAGAUUGCUAAUAUGGUUACUAACUAUGGGGAAACAACACCGUUUAUACGUAAUGUAUUCACAUUGAAUACAUGUGCACCAAUUGUUGGUUCACAAGUUAUUUGUCAUCAAACGGAACAAGAACUGUUAGCUAAUUGGUCAGUGUUUGUGCGUGAAGUUGAUCCAGAUAUAAUCACUGGUUAUAAUAUACAAAAUUUCGAUCUACCUUAUCUUAUUAAUCGUGCUAACACCUUAAAAGUUGAUGGUUUUGAAUUUCUUGGUCGUAUACGUGGCGCACGUUCUACAAUACGGGAAGCUAUGACUCAAUCAAAACAAAUGGGUCGUAGAGAGAAUAAAUUUGUAAAUAUUGAUGGACGUGUACAGUUUGAUUUAUUACAGAUAUUAUUUCGUGAUUAUAAACUUCGAAGUUAUACAUUGAAUGCAGUGAGUUAUCAUUUUCUUGAAGAGCAAAAAGAAGAUGUACAUCAUAAUGUCAUUACUGACUUACAAAAUGGUGAUGCUCAAACACGAAGACGUUUAGCUGUUUAUUGUUUAAAAGAUGCUUAUUUACCAUUACGUUUAUUAGAUAAAUUAAUGUGUAUUGUAAAUAAUAUUGAAAUGGCUCGGGUUACUGGUGUACCAUUAACAUACCUACUUACACGGGGUCAACAAGUCAAGGUUGUGUCUCAGUUAUUGCGUAAAGCCCAUGAACAUGGUUAUUUAUUGCCAACAUAUCAGUCGCAACAGGGUGAUGAAUUCGUCGGUGCAACAGUACUGGAACCACGCAAAGGUUUUUAUAAUGAACCGAUAGCUACAUUAGAUUUUGCUAGCCUAUAUCCAAGUAUAAUGAUGGCUCAUAAUCUAUGUUAUACAACUUUGUUACAAGUGAAUACAACACCACAUGGUUCAACGGGCGGUGGUAUUCAAGCACUUGUUCAACGUUAUAAUUUAACUGAUGAAGAUUACAUUAAAACACCGACUGGAGCGUAUUUUGUUAAAUCACAUAUCUGUCAUGGUAUUUUACCGGAAAUUUUACAACAGCUUUUAAGUGCCAGAAAAAAAGCUAAAGCUGAACUUGCUAAAGAAACUGAUCCAUUACGUAAGCGUGUUUUAGAUGGACGUCAAUUAGCAUUAAAAAUUAGCGCUAAUUCUGUUUAUGGAUUCACUGGUGCACAAGUUGGUAAAUUGCCUUGCUUAGAAAUAUCCGCUUCUGUUACAUCAUUUGGACGUUUAAUGAUUGAACAAACAAAAUUACAUGUUGAAAGUAAAUUCAAUAUUGCUAAUGGUUAUAAACAUGAUGCUGUGGUUAUUUAUGGUGAUACAGAUUCAGUGAUGUGUAAAUUUGGUGUAUCCACAGUAACGGAAGCUAUGGAAUUAGGUCGUAAAGCUGCCGAAAUUAUAUCUGAAGAAUUUCCUAAACCAAUUCGAUUAGAAUUUGAAAAGGUGUAUUGUCCAUAUUUAUUAAUCAAUAAAAAACGUUAUGCUGGUUUGUAUUUUACAAAACCAGAUCGACACGAUAAAAUGGAUUGUAAAGGUAUUGAAACUGUACGUCGUGAUAAUAGUCCAUUGGUGGCUAAUUUAAUCAAUGCAUGUUUAGAGCGUAUAUUGAUUGAUCGUGAUCCAAACGCAGCGAUUAGUUAUGCCCAAUCAGUGAUCUCAGAUUUAUUAUGCAAUCGUAUUGACAUUUCACAAUUAGUUAUUAGUAAAGAAUUAACAAAAACCGAUGAAGAAUACUCUGGUAAACAAGCUCAUGUAGAAUUAGCUGCAAAAAUGCGUAAACGUGAUCCAGGCUCAGCGCCAAAUUUAGGCGAUCGUGUACCUUAUGUAAUUACUGCUGUAGGUGGGAAAAAUACAGCAGCUUAUGCAAAAGCUGAAGAUCCUCUUUAUGUAUUAGAGCAUAAUAUACCGAUUGAUACAAAGUAUUAUUUGGAAAAUCAAUUAGCUAACCCUUUACUACGUAUAUUUGAACCAAUUUUAGGUGAAGUGAAAGCAAAAUCUGUACUGUUAAAUGGCGAACAUACACGUGUAAAAGCUGUGGUACACUCUACUGUUGGGCAAUUAUCAGCUUUUACAAAAGUACGUGCAUCAUGUAUUGGAUGUAGAACAUUAUUACCUGCUGAUAAAACAGACGCAGCUUUAUGUAAAUAUUGUGAAUCACGUGCAUCAGAGAUUUAUCAAAAAGAAAUUGUACAGUUAAAUUUAUUAGAGAAAAAAUUCACUUCUUUAUGGACAGAAUGUCAACGUUGUCAACAAAGUAUACAUGAAGAAGUUAUAUGUACCAGUCGAGAUUGUCCAAUUUUUUAUAUGCGAAUGAAAUCACGUAAAGAUGUUGAUGAAGCAUAUAAAACAAUUCAACGUUUUGGUAAUCCUAAUUGGUAAAUCAAUAAGAAAAUAAAGGAGUCACAUUCAUUGAAUUAGUCUAAUCCAUUGUAAAAAGAACAAACAACAAGAAUAUCCUUUAAGAUCAUUUUAUCCGUAACAUCAUUCUCUCUCAGGUUUUGUUUAGUUCUCUCAUUAUUCCAGAGUUCAAAUCUUUUUUUUUAUUAUUAUAUUUUCUGUUCUAAAGAUUUUUUUUGUUGGUAUUUUGAAAAGUGCAUUUCCAAAUUAUUGUACUUCACAUUUUCAUUGUUUAACAUAUUUUUCUCUUUAUUGUAGUGCACUUUGUUUUGUUAGGAAUUAAAAAAAGAACCCAGGCGAUUGAACACCUUCAAAAUUGGAACAAUUAAGCGGGCGAAACUUUAUCAGUUGAGAUGGCUGGGACACGUGUUACGUAUACUCAAUCAACGACUGCUUCGGCAUGCGAUGUUUUAUGGUGUAGGAGUAGGUUGCAAGAAAGCUAGGGGUGGCCAGACCAAAACAUGGCACAAAUUCAUGAAGUCACUAGACAAGUGAACUGAGCCGUGUUAGUAGGUGUAGACUACCUCGAUUGGAUCCGCAAGACGAUAGCAACCGAUGGUUAGAGACCCUGAAUGACAUGGCUCAAAAUCGUUUGCGAUGACGCAGGUGCAUACACUCUGUGUUCUCCCAAAUUCUAAUCUUCUGAAUUAUUCAUGUCCCUUUCUUUUUUCUCUUUCCAAAUUUAUUUCACUGGAUUAUACUCUUUAAAUAACAUCUUCAAACCCUAAUCUUUCCGAUUACUGCUUAAACUCUUACCACCUCUACCACUAUGGGUUUUGAAUCGACAACUGCAUUUCUGUGCUAAUGUGGUGUGGCAACUCGAAGUGAUAUACGUACGUACGAAGUUCUAAAGUUGUUAUUGACUGAUGAAAAAACCAAUUAGAUCUAAGAUAACAGGUUUUGAAUUUUGACACAUAAUUCACUCAUCCAUUUGACUAAAUUCAGAGUCUUGGCAUUAUAGCUGAUGUCAGUUCGUAAUGAAAACCUUUAAAUCUAAUUUCUAACAUUAACCGUCAACUGUAAAUCACAAUUCUAAUUUAUCACCUUCAUUUGAUCCUAGUUAUCAGCUGGACAGUCUCAAGGUCAGUCUACGUCGUCCAUAAAUUAUAGUCCCACCCAAGUAGGCUAUUCAACUUAAUAAACUUCAUGUUUUUGUAUAGUUACUAGAGAGAAUGGAUAAUAAUCGGAUAACAGAACUUCUCAUUGUUUAUGGUAAAUAUGUAAGAUUCUGAUUGGAAAAUAAACGAAUUAUAAUCCAUAUAAAGAUCAAAGUGAACUAAUCUAGUAGUGGACGUUUAAUGCUGGUAUUGGUGGAUUCAUUUAUUGAUCACAGCACAAAUUUGUACGUUUAAAGAUAAGGAUGUAAUUAUAUCGAUGUCCUCCUAAAAUGUCACCCUCAUAAGAGCAUGUAUUGAAAGGAUGUGCAUCAAUCAACCAUGUUCGGACUUCAGAAAACACCAAAAAGGCGACUUAGUGUAAUUUAGGUCUAAAUAUUGCUUACGUUUGUAAAUAUUUUUUAGCUUUCUUUAAUAUACGGAUUCAUACUGUGCCGUGUUGGUUAUGCAGUUGAGUAUCGAUCUGUUUCUAUAAUCUACAACUAGUAUCCUGGAUCUAAGCAACAAACUUUCCAAUUUUCUAUUUGUUUAGACUGAAAUCCUUUUAUAAAGCACGUUUGAAUGAGUGGGUCCAAUAAGUUAUCUAAAGCCUCUCUGCCUCAUUGCUCGUUCUCACUACCAAAAAAUCAGCGUCUUUGCUGUCUCCUAAGUACUUUUAUUCCAUUAUGACGAGUCAAAAAACAUGUAUUUUGGGACCGAGCUCGUAACAUUUUGUAGUCUUAAAUGCUUCACUUCAAAAUAAACAUUAUUCUACAUCAGAGAUCUUGAGUGCUGUUAGAGGUAUGAGGGCGGUUAUCACUUCCCGACUGCCCACAUCGUGGAAG